Molecule: messenger RNA, 1083 nt
Organism: Penicillium concentricum
Lineage: Eukaryota; Fungi; Ascomycota; Eurotiomycetes; Eurotiales; Aspergillaceae
Gene: erg27
Product: protein erg27
Exons: 1
Coding region: 1-1083 (360 amino acids)
Biological process (GO): signal transduction
Cellular component (GO): cytoplasm
Source: RefSeq, a predicted model, not a curated record
AUGGCUGACUCCAUAUCCCCAGAUUCCCCGAGUUCCGGGUCCUGGGCUUUGUGGAUGGCCUCCUCCGAAGUGGACCAGAAGGCCCUGGGCAAUUUCGCCGCCGUCAUGGGCCUCGAAAACCCCCUGCUCUCAACAAUGCUAUACAAAGUCCUCGGCGUCUCCGUCAUGCUAUCAAAAAAGCUUCUUAGAGCCCGCAAGCUGCGACGUCUCGAUACAACACGCGAAACAAGAUCCCUCCAGCUGUACCAUCACAUCAUAUGGCUCUCCCGCGAAGGCCUACUAAUACUGGAGGGUUACAUCCUCCCCAUGGUAGACAGAUUUGUCGAGCUAAAAGUGCUUGCCUACAAACUUCGCGCUUCCUUCUACCAUAUCUUCGUCCUAUUCCACAAUCGUCCAAUCUUCACUCCAGACACCGACAUGCCAACCCGCUUCAAACAUGACUCAAUAUACGGUGCAGAUGCCCUAACCGCUCUCGGCGUCACAGACUACAAGUCCAAAAUGAAUAGCACAUCAACACCAACAUCCAGGCCCCCAGGCCUACCAGUAAUGCAACCUGUCCAGUCACCCCAACCAGCCUCAACCUUCCUCCUCCCCCCGCUGGACUACACAGCUACCGCAACAGCCUGCUUCAACCACGCAGCAACCCUCUCCGACAAACUUCUCCCAGGCUCACACCCCCUCCGUCUAUCCGUCAAGCUCGAAUACGCAGCUUAUCUAUACGACUGUCUUCAAGACCCCGUCGCAUGCCGCCGUCUCGCAAAACAGGCCAUCGCAGACGUCUACAAUGCCCAAGAGGGCAUGGACGACGAGAGCUUCGAAGACGCCGCAGAGAUCGUCAGCGUGUUAGGCAAGAUGGUCAAACGUGGCGGGAAACCAGGUUCCAGUACUGGCACUCCGGGGAGCAGUGUCUCCCGCACUGGUCGCUCACGCAGUCGCAGUAGUCUCGCACCUAGUCAUCUUGAUACUAGUGUGCCGACGACCGUCUCGCCUGUGCCGGUUACGAAAUCCACGCCUGUCUCUGAUGAUCGGGUAGGAGUGAGUCGUCCGGCUGUUCCUGAUGCUUCUAUGAUGAAUCCCAUUUGA